UCUUUCCCACUCUCUGGGUUCUUGGUUGUGCAAACUUCUCAACUUCUCCACUCUAACAAACUUAACAAAACCCCAGUUUUUCAAUCUCUCUCUCUCAUAUUUUUUCACUGAACAAAUUCCACUAAAUCUAAAUUAACAUGGGUAUUUCAUCAAUUUCACAUUUCCUCUCUCCAUUAAAAUACCCACCUAUUGAUUUCCUUCAAAAUCCAAUCUUUUUGAGAGAAUCCUCUGUUUUCAUACACUUAAUCCUAUUAUUUGGUCUAAUUUUUGCAUGGGUAUACAAAUUAUUCCGAAGAGUUGAGAAUGAACACUCCAAAGAUAGAAACUUUUGGUAUUAUAAACCUGCUUUCUUGCCUUCUUUAGCUCUUUCUUUAUAUAAUCUACCUUUGUUUUGCUUAAAUUGCUUCUAUUGGUAUAGAAAUGGUUGGUUAGAUGAAUACCUAGUUACCCUCUUAGAUUUAACAUUGAGGGUGUUUGUUUGGUUGUUAGUUUCUAUUUACUUGCAUACACAAUUUAUUAACCGCUCAAAUGGGGUAAACCUCCCCAUUUUAUUGAGAAUUUGGUGGGGUUUUUAUCUUGUUGUUUCUUGUUAUUGCCUUGUGGUAGACAUUGUCCAAUUUAGGGGGAAGCAAAGUUUGCCAAUUCAAGUUUUGGUGUCUGAUGUUGUGUAUGUUAUGUCAGGGAUUUUUCUUUGUUGUGUUGGGAUUUUUGGGAAGGUUACUAGUGAGGAUAGUGAUCUUCAAGAGCCCUUUUUGGAUGGUAAUGGUAAUGGCAAUGUUAAUGGUAAUGGUAGAGUAGAAUCGAGUAAGAGUGAGGGGAGUGAAACAAUUAGUCCUUAUUUGAAUGCUGGGUUGUUAAGUAACCUAACUUUCACUUGGGUAGGAUCUUUAAUCACCAAAGGGUAUAAGAAAACUUUGGACCUUGAGGAUGUUCCGUCACUUUCGGGUAAAGAUGAUGUUAGUGAAUCCCAUAUGAUUUUUAGAAAUUGUAUGGAGUCUUCUAGAAAUGGCAGUGAUAAGAAGGUGACUAGUAUGAGCCUUGUGAGGUCUUUGAUCUUAACGACAUGGGUCGAUAUUGUAUUGACGGCUUGCCUUUGCCUCAUUAAGACAUUAGCUUCUUAUGUUGGCCCCUACCUCAUUGACACCUUUGUCCAAUACCUUAAUGGGAAAAGGGAAUUCAAAAACCAGGGCUAUGUACUUGUUUCUGCAUUCUUCGUUUCAAAGCUUGUGGAAUGCCUUUCUCGGAGACAUUGGUUCUUUAGGCUUCAAGUAGUUGGUAUAAGGGCAAAAGCUGUGCUUAUAGAGAGCAUCUAUAAUAAGGCAUUGACCCUCUCUUGUCGGUCGAAGCAAGGUCAUACGAGUGGGGAGAUGAUCAAUCUCAUGUCUGUUGAUGCUGAGAGAAUUGAUGACUUUAGUUGGUAUAUGCAUGAUCCAUGGAUGGUCAUACUUAAAGUUGCAUUGGCUUUGCUUCUCUUGUAUAAAAGUCUAGGGGUUGCAGCAAUUGCUGCACUUAUUGCAACCGUGAUCAUCAUGUUGGCCAAUUUUCCUUUGUCAACUGUGCUUGAGAAGUAUCAGGAAAAGCUUAUGGAAUCGAAAGAUAAGAGGAUGAAGGCUACAUCUGAGGUAUUGAAGAACAUGAGAAUUCUGAAACUUCAAGCAUGGGAGAUGAAAUUCUUGUCUAAGAUUGUUGAACUAAGGAACGCUGAAAAUGGUUGGUUGAAGAAGUUCCUUUAUACUUCAGCAGCAACAACUUUUGUUUUCUGGGGUGCUCCAACAUUUGUGUCUGUUAUAACUUUUGGGACAUGUAUUAUCAUGGGUAUCCCUCUCGAGUCAGGGAAGAUUUUAACUGCACUUGCAACAUUUAGGAUUCUUCAGGAACCCAUUUACAAUCUACCAGACACAAUCUCUAUGAUAAUUCAGACAAAAGUUUCCCUUGAUAGAAUUGCCUCUUUUCUUUGUCUUGAUGACUUGGAACCUGAUACUAUAGAGAAAAUUCCUAGAGCUUCUUCUGAAGUAGCAGUUGAGAUAAAUGAAGGAAAUUUUGGCUGGGACCCAUCUUCCCCAAGCCCUACAUUGAAAGACAUAAAUCUUAGAGUUCAACAUGGUAUGAGGGUGGCAGUUUGCGGUACAGUUGGUUCCGGAAAGUCAAGCCUACUCUCUUGUAUUUUGGGAGAAGUACCAAAGAUCUCUGGAUCUUUACGGUUGAGUGGGUCCAAGGCUUAUGUUCCACAAUCCCCUUGGAUUCAGAGUGGCAAGAUAGUUGAUAAUAUUUUGUUUGGUCAGAAAAUGGAUCAUGAAAGAUAUGACAGGGUUUUAGAGGCAUGUUCCUUGAAAAAGGAUCUCGAAAUCUUGUCUUUUGGAGACCAGACAGUUAUUGGUGAGAGGGGUAUUAAUUUGAGUGGUGGUCAGAAGCAAAGGAUGCAAAUUGCUCGUGCUUUAUACCAAGAUGCUGACAUAUAUCUGUUUGAUGAUCCUUUUAGUGCUGUUGAUGCUCACACUGGUAGUCAUCUCUUCAAGGAAUGUCUGCUUGGAUUAUUAGAAUCCAAGACUGUGAUAUAUGUCACACACCAAGUGGAAUUCUUACCUGCUGCAGAUUUAAUCUUGGUCAUGAAAAAUGGGAGAAUAUUGCAAGCAGGAAAGUACAAUGCUAUUCUUGCUUCAGGAACAGACUUCAUGGAACUUGUAGGAGCACACGAAGAAGCCUUAUCUGCACUUGAUUCAGUUGAGCCUGGAAUGAUAAAGCCGACAUUUCAUGAGGAAUAUAGUGGUACAAAACCCUUAGAAGAGGGGAGCAAUGUUGGUGAGGAUGGAAAAGCUGAUGACACGGCAGGGAUUAAGGGACAACUUGUUCAAGAGGAAGAAAGAGAGAAAGGUAGAGUUGGACUUUCAGUCUAUUGGAAAUAUAUCACAACAGCAUAUGGAGGUGCUUUGAUACCCUUCAUAUUGUUAGCUCAGAUACUUUUCCAGACUCUUCAAAUUUUAAGCAAUUAUUGGAUGGCUUGGGCAACUCCUGUCUCGCCUGAUGCCAAACCUACAGUUGAUGAUAAAACUUUAAUAAUGGUGUAUGUUGCUUUGUCCGUUGGAAGUGCCUUUUGUAUCUUAGCAAGGGCAAGUCUCCUUAUGACUGUUGCAUAUAAGACUGCUACUUCACUUUUUACUAAGAUGCACUCUUGUAUAUUCCGCGCCCCAAUGUCAUUUUUUGAUGCUACCCCAAGUGGGCGGAUUCUGAAUCGGGCAUCUACGGACCAGAGUGCUGUGGAUUUGAGCAUUCCAUCUCAAGUUGGUGCUUUCGCAUUCUCUUUGAUACAACUUUUGGGAAUUAUUGCAGUGAUGUCAAUGGUUGCAUGGCAGGUUUUCGUGAUUUUCAUCCCUGUUAUUGCAAUCUCUCUAUGGUAUCAGCAAUAUUACAUACCAUCAGCACGAGAACUUUGUAGAUUGGUUGGAGUAACUAAAGCUCCAGUGAUACAGCAUUUUGCCGAGACUAUAUCUGGAGCAACAACUAUUAGGAGCUUUGAUCAAGAAUCAAGGUUUUGUCAAACAAGUGUCCAGCUAGUAAACGGAUAUUCAAGACCAAAGUUUUACAAUGCUGCUGCAAUGGAAUGGCUUUGCAUUCGCUUGGACAUGUUAUCUUCAAUUACAUUUGCUGCCUCAUUGAUCUUUUUGAUCUCCUUUCCUGUAGGAUUGAUUGAUCCUGGAAUUGCUGGUUUAUCUGUUACAUAUGGGCUUAAUCUUAACAUGCUACAAGGCUCGUUGAUUUGGAAUUUAUGUAAUAUGGAGAAUAAAAUCAUCUCAGUUGAGAGAAUCUAUCAGUAUACUUGUAUCCCGAGUGAACCUCCACUUUUUAUAGAAGAAAAUAGACCAGUUCCGUCUUGGCCGUCUCUUGGAGAUGUCAAUGUUCAAGACCUUCAGAUUCGUUAUGCUCCACACAUGCCACUUGUGUUACGAGGUAUUACUUGCACUUUCCAAGGAAGGAAGAAGACUGGCAUUGUAGGAAGGACAGGAAGUGGUAAAUCAACCCUCAUACAAGCACUUUUCCGCAUUGUUGAACCUGCAGUUGGGAAGAUUAUGUUAGAUGGUAUCGACAUAUCUUCCAUUGGACUGCAUGAUUUAAGGACCAGAUUAAGUAUAAUCCCACAAGAUCCUACCAUGUUCGAAGGAACUGUCCGAAGCAACUUGGAUCCCCUUGAAGAAUACACUGAUGAACAAAUUUGGGAGGCCCUUGAUAAAUGCCAACUUGGAGAUGAAGUUAGAAACAAAGAAGGGAAGCUUGAUUCAAUAGUCACUGAGAAUGGAGAGAAUUGGAGUAUGGGGCAAAGACAGCUUGUUUGUUUAGGCCGUGUUCUUCUUAAGAGAAGCAAAGUAUUGAUUUUGGAUGAAGCAACUGCAUCAGUCGACACAGCAACAGAUAACUUGAUUCAGCAAACACUGAGAAAACAUUUCUCAGAUUCAACAGUGAUUAUCGUUGCACACAGGAUUACAUCUGUUAUUGAUAGUGAUAUGGUGGUGCUUUUAAGCUAUGGACUUGUUGAGGAAUGUGAUUCUCCUCUGAAAUUGCUUGAAAACAAGUCAUCUUCGUUUGCUAAACUCGUUACAGAGUAUACAACAAGAGCAAACUCGAAUGCAGAGGAAGCAACUUAAUACCACAGGGGGAUUCAUAGAAGGAAAAAAAACAUCUUUGCAUAUCUAGAUGAUGGCGAAAUUCAUUGCAAUAUAAAGUUUGAUACAGUAUACUCAAUAAAACUGUUCAAGUAGAGUUAUGUGGUGGUGGUGUUGGUAUUAAGGAUAAUUCUCACUUCAAUAUACAAACGAUAACUAUCCUUAAUAGUUGGUGGUAAGUAGUAGCAUGUAAGAGCGAAGAUUUUGAUGUUGAUAGCAAACCAAUUCUGAAAGAAUAUUAUUUUUGAGACGAUGUAAAACAAUUGAUCUCGGAUUCUCGAUGCCCCUCAUGCAUGAUUCAUGAAAAUUUCUGGUUCCCCACUGCAUCAGUCAUUCUGCUACACACUAACACACACUUCCAUUCAGGGCUUCAACAUUGGUAGCUUGCUACACACACUUCCAUUCAGGGCUUCAACAUUGGUAGCUUACUAGCUUUCUGGUAAUUGCAUUGACCCUAUCUCUCUUUUCUUUCCUGUUUAGUUGCUCUGUUUUUUUCUUGCACACAAUAUAAGUCAUUGUAGUCCUUGACCGCACGUUUGGUCAGUAAUAAAUGGUGGGAAUGAGAAUACUCUAAUGGCCUGUUUAGAUAGAGGGAUUCCAUUUCAAAGGUUGGAAUUGGACAAAGUCAGCUGUUUGGGAAUGCAAAGUAUUUGGAACUGAAUUUGGCCCAAUUCCAAGCAUUUUAGGAAUUAAAGCCUAAAAUUGGAAUUUGAAAUUACGUUAGAAUAACUAGUAUUUCAAAUCCAAAAUCACAGUCUCAUGACCUCUCAGUUCUUCUCUUACUCUCUCCUACGCGAAUCGAUCUUCUGUUUGAGGAGGUACAAUUUUCUAACCUUUUUUGGGUUUGUUUUUCCCAAAAUUUUGUAUUCUUAGGGUUUGAUUUCAGUCAAUUCUUGAUUAAUAAAAUGAUUACAUGAAUUAUUCUUA
Messenger RNA from Spinacia oleracea (spinach), 5582 nucleotides. RefSeq names its product ABC transporter C family member 3-like. The transcript has 9 exons. Gene Ontology annotation, biological process: transmembrane transport. The record is from RefSeq and is a predicted model, not a curated record. Gene Ontology annotation, molecular function: ATP hydrolysis activity; ABC-type transporter activity; ATP binding. The coding region runs from base 138 to 4637 and encodes 1499 amino acids. Gene Ontology annotation, cellular component: membrane. Lineage: Eukaryota; Viridiplantae; Streptophyta; Magnoliopsida; Caryophyllales; Amaranthaceae.